AUGGCAACGCCGCUUCUCACAUUCCUCCUGCUCGCCAUUGGUCUCCUACUGAUCUUGCGCCGUUCUAAAGUUCCCCGCGGCCUGCGUCGCGUGCCCGGUCCAAGAGGCUUGCCUAUCGUCGGUCACACAUUCUCCUUGAAGCAAGCACCACAGCAGCAAUUACGAAGCUGGGCCAACCGAUAUGGCGAACUCUUCCAGAUACAAGUCGGCUGGUACAAUUGGGUCUUCAUCAACAGCCCGGCCGCCGUGAAGGCCAUGCUAGACAAGCAGUCAGCCGUCACCUCAAGCCGAGUACCUAUGCCUGUGGGAAACGACCUGAUCUCGGGAGGCAAACGCUUUUUGUUCAUGGGCUACACACCCGAGUGGCGCAAGCUACGUGCUGUUGUCCAUAAAUUAUUGACUCCAAAAUCAUCGGAGACCUUCAAGCCUAGUCAGGAGCUUGAGUCUUUGCAGCUGUUACGUGACAUAUUGUAUGACAACAAGAAAGAAGACUACUCGAGCUUCUACAUGCAUGUUCGGAGGUAUACGACGUCGGUCGUUAUGACCUCAACAUAUGGCCGACGGGUGCCCACCUGGGACUGCGACGAUGUACGUGAUGUCUACGGCAUCAUGAAAGAGUUCUCGGAGCACACAGCUCCCGGGACGUACUUGGCGGACACGAUACCGCCGAUUGCCGACAUAAUACCGCGCAGUUUGCAGUGGUGGAGGAAGUCUGCUUCAUUACUAUACGAGCAUCAGCUUUCAUUGUGGAUGAAGUAUUGGAAGACAUUGAAGCAGCAAAUCCGGCAAGGGAGCGCACCCGAAUGCUUCGUCCGCGACUUUGCGGCAACUGACUAUGAGGAUCAGGGCAUAAGCGAAGAGCAGGCAGCAUUCGUUGCAGGCACCAUGAUUGAGGCGGGCUCUGAGACUACUAGCGCGGCCCUCAACAGCGCCAUCAAGUAUCUAGCUGUCUUUCGAGAUGCUCAAAACACCGCUGCCGACGAGCUCAAUCACGUCAUUGGUGACGAUCGACUACCAGGAUUCGCGGACGAGGAGCACCUGCCGUACAUCAGAGCCAUGGUGAAAGAAAUAUUACGCAUCAGACCUGUCACGAACAUCGGAACUCCCCAUUUCACAACCGAAGACAUAGUCUAUCGCGACAUGCAUAUCCCCGCAGGAACAGUGGUAAGCAUCAAUCAGUACGCGAUCCACUUUGACGCCCGCCACAAGGACCCUGAGAGCUUUAUGCCCGACCGAUUCCUCGAUCAUCCCCUCAAAGCUGCCGCGUAUGCGUCACAUCCAGAUCCAUAUGUCCGUGAUCAUUUCGGCUUUGGCGCUGGCCGUCGUAUUUGUCCGGGUAUGCAUCUGGCUGAGAACAGUCUCUUCAUCACUCUCGCACGACUGAUAUGGAUGUUCGACAUACGGCCAUGUCUCAAUCAGCAAGGGGUGGAGGAAGCGUUGGAUGUUUCGGAUGACGCAUACGAGCCGGGCUCAAACACGUUGCCUAAACCGUAUCGUGUCCGAUUUGUGCCGAGGAACAGUGCCAGAAACGCGGUGCUGCUGAGUCAAAGCAAUCAGCUAUAG
This is a messenger RNA of Cyphellophora attinorum, 1563 nucleotides long. RefSeq names its product Fumitremorgin C synthase. The record is from RefSeq and is a predicted model, not a curated record. Bases 1 to 1563 code for a protein of 520 amino acids. The transcript has 3 exons. NCBI's taxonomy places the organism in Eukaryota, Fungi, Ascomycota, Eurotiomycetes, Chaetothyriales, Cyphellophoraceae. Gene Ontology annotation, molecular function: heme binding; monooxygenase activity; iron ion binding.